Molecule: messenger RNA, 1266 nt
Organism: Triticum aestivum (bread wheat)
Lineage: Eukaryota; Viridiplantae; Streptophyta; Magnoliopsida; Poales; Poaceae
Exons: 5
Coding region: 317-835 (172 amino acids)
Source: RefSeq, a predicted model, not a curated record
UCCCAUCUCGCCGCCGCCCCAUGCCCCGCCGCCGUGCGCCACCACCCCUCGCCCCACCGCCGCGCGCCACCACCCCUUGCGCCGCCGCCGCGCGCCACCAUCCCUCGCCCCGCGGCCGCGCGCCACCACUCCUCGGCCCCCCGCCGGGAGCCACCAUCCCUCGCCCCGUCGCCGCACGCCGGUAGCCCCCGCCCCAUGGCGAACCGCGCCUCAACCACCGACGACCUCCGCGUGAAGAUUUCCUCGGCGAGAUCCGACGUAUGCUUCUUCUGCGGGGUAGGAGGCGGAGGACGCAGCGGUGACUCCCACGCUAGGGAUGCAGAGGACACGCACGGCGCGCGACGCAAGAUGGUGGUCAUGGGUGGUGAUGCGCCUGUGCGCCGCCCCAUCCACGGCUGACCGCCGCUCGAAGCUGCCCCUGCACGCCGCCGACUCAUCCAGGCACUGCCCCCUGCUUCCUCCCAUGUGGCCUUCUUCCUCUGUCCACUACUGGCUCGUCGGCAGUUCUUCUUCGCCAACACCCGAAGAUGGAGAUGUGUGUAUGUAUACAUGUGUUCUGGAGAUAGGAGAACUUAUCUGGUGGUGUGUGCGUGCUGCUGCAUCCUCUUCCGGCCGCUCUAAUGCACACCCUCAGUACAACUUCUUUCGGCGAGGUGGAGAUUGGGGCGCGGUGGGGUGUGGCCUUGCGUGUGGAGACGGCCCGCCGCAACGUCACCGGCCGGAUCCCGCUCUUCAGUCCCGAACUGAAGCAUGUCAGCAAACCGGGCGCUGGGCCAACCACUGUUGUCUGUCUACCUCCUUCCCCGUGCAGAGAAGUUACCCUGUUGCGGGCUGACCUGGAGGCUCCUUCUCCACGUCGACACAAUUGCAGGACCAACGUGCUACUGACCACGCAAGCUUUCUCAAGGAGCUCGUGUCCAACGAUACUGAAAGGAAAAAUGGAGUGAAAGUGCUACUCCAGUUUUGAACUUCUUAUUCAGUCAUGCUAUUACUGAGUGAAAAAUGGAGUCAAAGUGUAUUGCAAUUGAUCUCUCUUAGACCCUGGCAAUCCUCUAUUUAUCCUUUGUUUGCUUGUCUUUUGGUCUGUAAUUCAAGAACUUUGACCUUUGUAAUUCGGUUUUUGGUUAAUUUAUUAUGCCCGGCACAAACCUUUAAAUCUGAAGAGGCUUCUAAUAGCAAGGAAAUGUGCAGCCGGUGUGGUGUAUAUGUCAUUCAUGUAUGAAAAUGUGCAGCCGGUGUGGUGUAUAUGUUAUUCAUGUACAUGUA